AUGAUUCAGAAAGUUGGCAGGGGUUUGCACAGUUGCUUCUUAGUGGAUUCUCCUAAGAUGCAGCAAGUACAAGCUGAAACACCAGUGAGGCAUGAAGACAUUGAGGCAAUCACCCAGCAUCCAAAUGAUGAGCCACUCAACACAGUGACAGAAAUAGUUCCAUCUGAGGAAAUCAAGGAGAAAGCAAAGGCAAUGAUGAUGUGUGAAGAUCAAAGGGACCCCGGGCAGACUGUUGCUCUGCUCACACAGCCAAUAACAUGGAAAAGAAAGACAGACAAAUCAGGCAGACUACAAAGGAAUAAGGUGUCUGAGGAUGACAAGAGGUACAGAGGUGUAGCUGUUAGUGUUCUUCAGACCCUGGUUUCACUAUUUCAAGAAGAAGUCACAAACAAACCACUCUUCUCAUCAAUACUCUUCAUCCUCCUCCUCACCCUCAGCACUCUCAGCCCCAACCUCCUCAUAGUCCUUCUCAAGGGCCGCCAAAUCCUCCCUAGCCUCCGAGAACUCCCCUUCCUCCAUGCCCUCCCCCACAUACCAGUGCACAAAGGCCCUCUUCGCGUACAUCAGGUCAAACUUGUGGUCAAUCCUCGAAAACACCUCAGCAACACUAGUCGAGUUGGAGAUCAUGCACACAGCCCUCUGCACCUUCGCCAGGUCACCACCAGGGACCACAGUUGGGGGCUGGUAAUUGAUGCCACACUUGAAUCCAGUCGGACACCAGUCCACAAACUGGAUUGUGCGCUUUGUCUUGAUAGUGGCAACAGCUGCAUUCACAUCCUUGGGGACAACAUCACCUCUGUACAUGAGGCAGCAAGCCAUGUACUUUCCGUGGCGCGGGUCGCACUUGACCAUCAUGGACGAAGGCUCGAAGGCCGUGUUGGUAAUUUCAGCCACGGAUAA
Molecule: messenger RNA, 900 nt
Organism: Striga asiatica
Lineage: Eukaryota; Viridiplantae; Streptophyta; Magnoliopsida; Lamiales; Orobanchaceae
Source: the annotation of a GenBank genome assembly